Xiphophorus maculatus (southern platyfish) is the source of this 1406-nucleotide messenger RNA. RefSeq names its product alanine-glyoxylate aminotransferase (gene agxta). The coding region runs from base 123 to 1298 and encodes 391 amino acids. The record is from RefSeq and is a predicted model, not a curated record. NCBI's taxonomy places the organism in Eukaryota, Metazoa, Chordata, Actinopteri, Cyprinodontiformes, Poeciliidae. Gene Ontology annotation, molecular function: L-alanine:glyoxylate transaminase activity; L-serine:pyruvate transaminase activity. The transcript has 11 exons. Gene Ontology annotation, cellular component: peroxisome.
GACGUUUGACCCGAGGACUUCACUGGUCAGACGGAGGGGUGUGUCUGGCUGAGGGAAUACUUCACCUCCGUCCCUUGCGUCUCUUUCAUCUUUUUUUGCUCUGCUCGUCCUGCUGUAAAGUCAUGUCGCCCGUCUCCAUGCCUCCACCACAAUGCCUGAAGAAACGAAUGGUUGUUCCUCACCGUUACAUGUUUGGACCAGGACCUUCCAAUGUUCCUCGACGCAUUCUGGAAGCCGGAGCCAAGCCGGUCAUUGGACACAUGCACCCAGAGACAUUUGAGAUCAUGAGCGACAUCAAGAGUGGAAUCCAAUACCUGUUCCAAACACAGAACAGGACAACCUUUGCCGUGAGCGGCACUGGCCACACUGCAAUGGAGUGUGCCAUCUUCAACACGGUGGAGUCUGGGGAAAGUGUGCUGGUAGCGGUCAAUGGUAUCUGGGGAGAGCGGGCAGCCGAUAUGGGGGAGAGGGUUGGUGCAAAAGUAAAAACCAUUGUGGCGCCCCCUGGUGGCUACUUGACCAAUGCAGAGAUUGAGAAGGCUUUAUCAGAACACAGACCGGUUCUGUUCUUCCUCGCGCAUGGAGAGUCUUCCACAGGAGUCUUGCAUCCUUUAGACGGCAUUGGCGACUUGUGCCAUAAGUAUAGCUGCCUUUUCCUUGUUGAUUCUGUGGCGUCGAUAGGAGGCACUCCUCUCUACAUGGACCAGCAAGGGAUCGACAUUUUGUAUACCGGCUCGCAAAAGGUUCUGAAUGCCCCUCCUGGUACAGCACCCAUUUCCUUCAGCGAGAGAGCAUGCCAAAAAGUGUUCAGUCGCACAACAAAACCUGUGUCGUUCUUCUUGGAUUUGAGUUGGCUUUCAAACUACUGGGGAUGUGAUGACAAGCCAGCAAGAAUAUACCACCACACAGUGCCGGUCACCGCCCUUUACUCCCUGAGGGAGAGCCUGGCUGUGCUUGCUGAUGAGGGUCUGGAGAAAUCCUGGGACAGACAUCAGAAGGUGGCAGAGUAUUUCCACGCUGGCCUGGAGAGCAUGGGUCUCAAACUUUUUGUCAAAGAAAAGCACGCAAGACUUCCCACAGUCACCACAAUCGUCGCUCCUCAUGGAUACGACUGGAAAGAGAUCACAACCUACAUCAUGAAAACACACAGCUUAGAGAUUUCUGGAGGAUUGGGGACGUCGGUUGGUUUGGUGUUGCGUGUGGGAUUGAUGGGAUGCAACAGCAGUAAAGCGAAUGCAGACAUGGUGCUGGCAGCACUAAAAGAUGCCCUGAAACACUGCCACCGGAGCAAAGUGUAAGAUGAUGGCAGCAGGUUUUACUGUAACUCAAAAAAUAAAUGUGGAAAAGAAAUAUUGCUCCCUUUUGCGUCUGUACGCUUUGCAAUAAACUGUCAUUUAUGCCAGAAA